This is a messenger RNA of Leptopilina heterotoma, 953 nucleotides long. Its product is annotated as odorant receptor 13a-like. The transcript is spliced from 5 exons. Gene Ontology annotation, molecular function: olfactory receptor activity; odorant binding. The record is from RefSeq and is a predicted model, not a curated record. Lineage: Eukaryota; Metazoa; Arthropoda; Insecta; Hymenoptera; Figitidae. Gene Ontology annotation, cellular component: plasma membrane. Gene Ontology annotation, biological process: detection of chemical stimulus involved in sensory perception of smell; sensory perception of smell. Bases 30 to 953 code for a protein of 307 amino acids.
CCCAAUCAUCAUAUUUUCAAAUUCUAGUAAUGUUGCUAAUUCCAAAAAGAAAAAAACUCGUUAAAUUGAUAAACCAUCUGAAUGACUUGUGGGGAAACGUAAAAGACAAAGAGGAAGCGGAAGUAGUAAUGGGCUAUGCUACCGUCGCAUUGUACCUAACUAAUGGUUUUUCUGUAAACGUAUUUUUUGCCCUACUUGGUCUACUGGUACAACCAUUGUUUUCCGAAUUUGUUUACGACACAAACGGAACGAUAAUAAUCAGCAAGCAAUUACCAUAUUCAAGUGGAAUACAUUACGAGGACGUUAGAAUUUUUAAUAUUUGGUAUAUGCUGCAAAUACCAGCCGGUGUGAUAAGUAUUAUUCCGAUUAUUGGAAUUGAUACGGCUGUUGCAUUCUUUGUCUUUCACGCAUGCGCUCAUUUUAAGUUGUUACAAUACCAAAUAUCGAAAUUAAAACCCAUUAAUAGUAGGAAUUGUUUGAAAAAUGAUGAUGAAACUUUUGAGGAUAUAGUGAGAGUUAUAAAGUUGCAUCAACAAGUAUUGAACUAUUCAUCAGCAGUGGAAGAUGUCUUUAGUUCAGUCGUACUUUUGCAGACUAUUUUGAGUAUAACCGCCAUCUGUGGAUUUGGCUUCAAUUUUCUAAUGGUUGAUGGAGGACAUAAUACCGCAACCUAUGCUGUUCACUUGAUUGGGGGUAUUUUUCAACUUCUGAUUUUCUGUUGGCCUCCGAAUUGUCUACUUCUUGAAAGUAUGAAUAUCGGAUUAAGUGCCUAUGAUUCACCCUGGUACGGUUGGACGAAAAAAGAAAGAAAACUGAUAGAAAUUAUUACCUUUCGAUCGCAGAGAGCGGCGUAUUUAUCGUCCGGAAAGUUUGCUUACAUGUCCCUGCAGGCUUUCACAUCAAUAUUGUCGUCAGCUUUUUCGUUCUUCACUCUUUUACGACGUGUCGUGUAA